Molecule: messenger RNA, 9075 nt
Organism: Brassica napus (rape)
Lineage: Eukaryota; Viridiplantae; Streptophyta; Magnoliopsida; Brassicales; Brassicaceae
Product: titin
Exons: 17
Coding region: 689-8914 (2741 amino acids)
Source: RefSeq, a predicted model, not a curated record
UUUUCACGAAAGUGUGACUAUAGAUCUUUUGUGGCUGAAAUGGGAUUUAUCUUUAUAGUUUAUCGGGUCUCUAAACUAUCAUAUUACAAUUUUACUUACAUAUAGUUGCUUAGCAAAGACACUCUUUUAUGUAUCAAAUUUUAUUGUUUAAACAGUAUAAUUUAGUUACAAAUAACAAGAUUUUGUUAGUAUGUAAAAUUAUUUUUUAUGAUAGUGUUAUUAUGCUUCCGAUAAACUUUGUACAAGGAAGAUGUUUUUCUCUAUUUUUUUCCUAUUAUUCAUAGUGCUAAAUAUGAAAACUUUCUUUUCGAAAAUACAAUUUAUGAUUUAGUUCUACUUUUGUGACUGCCUUUCAGAGAAUAAUAAAGCUGUAAUUGAGGAUCAUACCAAUUGCAUGUGGAAUAAUCAAAUCAAAAGGUCCACAAGAGAUUAAUCUAAAAGCCAACUCAGCCAACCCCAUCAAACAAAUGUGCUUCCUUUUGUCACUAUUCGUUAUCUACCUGUCUUCUCACUGACUUCAAAUCAUUUUUAUACAUAUCAAGUGAUCAUAUCAUAUGUAUCUAAUAACCUCUGCGAUUCGGAAUCAGUAGCCACAGAAGGUUUCUUGCAGAGAAAACAACUGUUUUGAAACACUAAACCUCCAAAUCCUUGCUUCUCCCAGAUGCAGAGACACUUUCCUGCAUGAGAGAUGGAAACUGGAGUUGUCAUCACCCAAGAACCAGUGUUUACAAAGACAAGUGUGGAAGAAGCUCAUGCAGGAGUACUACUAGACCACUCAACCAUGGACGUAGAUAAAGUAAACCUGAGUACUGUUCUUGCUGAGGUUGUAAAUGGUUCAGGGAAUAAAGAAACCGAAGAAUCAAAACACGAAAAAGAAGAAGUGACGAAGACUAUUUCCGUUAGUAAGAUCGUCAAAGAGAAAGAAAGUGAGACAGAAACGGAUGAACAAGGCACAGUCUUUGUUCAUGAACCCAAAAACACAGAUGAUGCGAAGAUAAUCUUAACUGAUGCGACUUUAGAGAAGGGUAAAGAAGAUGAAACUACCCAAAAACAAGAAGAGGUAAGUGUCGAAAAUCCGGUAAUAGAAGAAGGUCAAACAGAAACCAAACACUCACAAAAAGAAGAGACGGAGAUCUCUAAGGCCAUUGAACAGAUACCGACAAAGACUGAUGAAGUAGAAGAAGAAAAAGAUUCAAUAACUGUUGAGACCUCUGUAAAUGGAACAGAGGCUGAGCACAAUGAAACCGUUUCAGUAGAAGAAAUCUCGAGGAAAGGUGAGAACAUUGCCAAAGAAACACCUGCGGAACAAGAUGAAACUGAGACAGUAAAUACAGUUGUAAAAGACCCUGAGAUCGUUAAUAAUGAAGAAACUACAGUUCAUGACCUGAAAGAGAAUGAAGACACAGUGGAAGCAAUCAAGAACUCAGAUGAUGAAGAGCAAGUCACACGUGAGGUGACUAGAGACAGAGAUAAGGAAGAUGACGUCAUCAUCCACAAAGAAGAAGAGGUGCAAGAAAGUCUUACGGUUCUCGAAACGCCUACAAUAGAGAUAAAGGACACUGAAUCCAAAGCUUCAAAGGAGAAUGAGGAACAUGAACAAGUGUUGGUGAGAGACAUACCACAAGACGAUACACUUGUACUUACAAAUGAGACUGUAAAUACUUCAACACUACAAGAAUCUGCAGUCUUGAAGACUUUGGAGACGAAGAGUGAUGAAACAGAUGCAGAACCGAGUCUUGACCUGAAAGAGGAAGAAGAGACCGUCACACCAUCUGAUGAGGUGCAAGAAACUAUUAACGUAGUAAUCGAACCGCCAAAACCCUCACCAGAACAAAGAUCCAAAGGUACUGAAGAAGAUGAACAUGUUUUGGGUAGAAACAUGCCACAGGGUGAAGCUGAGUCUCUGGUGACCAAAGAAGACAGAGAUCAAGAGAAAACAGACGAGUUUGAAGUUCCAAUAGAUCUUGCAAUGAAGGUAGAUAGAGAGGAGCUGAUGGAUGAGAAGAAAGAGGCAGAUCAAGCUGCUGGAGCGCAGAGUUUGGAGAGAGGUCUAGCAUUGAAUGAGUCAGGGGCAGAGGAAAUCCCCGUUAUAAAUGUAGAAUCAGGUGAGCAGAUGGAGAAGCCAUCUCUUGAGUCUCCUUCUAAAGUAUCAGAGGAAACAAGAAAAACCUUAGAUGAGCAGAUCAAAGAAAAACCUGAAGAAGAAGAAGAAGAAGUAGCACAACGUCAAGAAGGCGAAGAGGAAGGUUCUUAUGGAGCAGAGACAGUUCCAGUACCAGAAAGUAUUGAGCUUAAAGAAAAAGCCCAAGAAGAAAGGAUUCUUGAUCUGGCUCCUUUGCAAGAUGAAGAAAUUAAAUCUGAUGAAGUUUUACAAGUUUCAUCUGCAUCACCUGAAGGUGAGACCCUUGUUGAAUCCAAAAAGAUUGAAGUAAUAAAAGCCAAUGAGGAAGAAGACGAAGAAGAAGAAGUACCAGACAAGAUCCAAAGCAUUCUUCAGACAUUUGAUACCGAACCUGUAAAAUCUAAUGAAGAAACUACAGUUCAUGAAUCUCUAAGCUUAAAAGAUGAUGAUUCAGACCCAGUGGAAGCAAUCAAAAACUCAGAUGAUGCAGAGCAAGCCUCACAUGAGGUGACUGGAGACAGAGAAAAGGAAGAGGACAUCACCAUCCACAAAGCACAAGAGGUGCAAGAAAGUCUUACGGUUGUCGAAACGCCGACAAUUCAGGGUGAGGACAUUGAAUUGAAAGCUUCAAAAGAUAGUGAGGAACAUGAACAUGUGUUGGUGAGAGACAUACCAGAAGAGGAGACCCUUGUACCUAAAGCUGAGACUGUAAAUACUUCAACAGUACAUGAGUCUUCAGAACCAAGUCUUGACCUGAAAGAGCAAGAAGAAACCGUAAAGACUGUCACACCAUCUGAUGAGGUGCAAGAAAGUAUUACGUUAAUGGAACUGCCAAAACUCUCACCAGAACAAAUAUGUAAAGAUACUGAAGAAGGUGAACAUGUUUUGGGGAGUAGCAUGCCACAGGGUGAUAUGAUUAUAACUGAAGCUGAGUCUCUGGUGACCAAAGAAAACAAAGAGGCGAUUAUGGACCUGAAGGAACAAGAGAAAACAGAGAAACUUGAAGAAGUUACAUCAGAUCUUGCGUUGAAGGUAGAUAAAGAGAAGGUUAUGGAUGAGAAGAAAGAGGCAGAUGAAGUUGCUGGAGGUCGGAAUAUGGAGAGAGGUCUAGAAUUGAACGAGUCAGAGGCAGAGCUUGUUGAUCAAAACAUAACCGAAGAAACACAGGAAAAGUUGGUUGAGUCUCCUUCAGAGGAAACAAGGAAAACCUUAGACGAGAUGAUCCAAGAAAAACCAGAAGAAGAAGUAGCACCGCAUCAAGAAGCUGAAGAGAGAGUUUCAGUACCAGAAAGUAGAGAGGUUAAAGAAAAAGAAAAAGAAGAAAGGAGUCUUGAUCUGACUCCUUUGCAAGAAGAAUCAUGCUUGCCAACGGAGAAAAAUGAAGAAGAAAUAAAAGAGCAAAUCCACAAGCAUGAACCAGCAAAUGAAGCAGUCAAAUCUGAUGAAGUUAUACAAGUUUCAUAUGCAUCACCUGAAGGGGAGACCGUUGUUGAAGCCACAAAGAAUGAAGAACAAGUAGUAGCAGACAAGAUCCAAAGCAUUCUUGAGACUGUUGAAACAGUUGAUACCGAACCUGUAAAAUCCAAUGAAGAUGACAUAGCAGAGAGCUUAAACUCGGCUGGUGAAGAGAUACAGACAAUAAGCAAGGAUGGAGUGAAUGUACAAAUAGAUGAGACUGCUGAGACAUCUGUAAACGGAACAGAGGAUGAGCACAAUGCAACGGUUUUAGAAGAAGGGAUCUCAAAGAACAAAGAGAGCAUUGUCCCUGAAACAGCUUCAGAAGAAAUCAAAAACUCAGAUGAAGCAGAGGAAAACUCAGACAAAGAAAAAGAAGAGGACAUCACAACAAAAGAGAUGCAAGAAAGUCGGAAUCUUCUGUUACAAGAAGAGAACACUGAAUCAGAAUCUUCAAAAAAUACUAUUGAACAUGCACAUCUUCUGGUAAGGGAUGUGCCACAGAUUGAUACUCUUGUAACUGAGGCGGAGGAUGUAAACACUUCUUCAACUGUCCACAAGUUCGAAAGUAAUGAAGCUGAGGUAGUCCAAGAGACAAGAAAAUAUAUAGAACCGAAUUUUGACCUGAAAGAGGAUCAAGAAAAAGAGGAAAAAGAGACGGUCAUUUCACCUGAUAAGGUGAGACCUUCUGAUCAAGUUGAUGAUGAUGUUCAGACAGAAGAAUCUGUUGAGGUUAAAUCUAAGGAGACCCUUCAAGUCGAAAGCACUGAGGAGAAGCAUGAGAAUCUUCUUGAUGUACCAUCUGGAGAUUCAGAAAAACUCCAUCCCUCGACAGUCCUAGUAGCCGAGACAGAAAGCCAGGAUACAACUGAAGAGAUUCCAUCAGAACUUGUGUUGAAAGAGGAGCUUAAGGAUGACAAGACGGAGGUAGAUGGAACUCAAGUUAUGGGAGAACAGAGAGACCUAGAACCGCAUGAGCCAGAGGCAGAGCAAACUGAUCAAACCAAAACCGAUGAAAAGGUUCUUGUAGAAUCAGUUGAGAAGAUGCAGACUGCAUCUCUUGAGCUUACUUCUGAAGAAGAAGAAGUAACACUGCAACAAGAAGGUUCUUCUGUCUAUGGAUUAGAGAUAAAAGAAGAGGAGACACUUUCAGUAGCAGAAAGGAAGGAUGAAGAAUCAUGCCUGCCAAAAGAAACAACGUUGCAGCAAGAGUCAAAAGAGGAGUAUGAACCAACAAAUGACCAGCAGGGUCCUGUAAAAGAAAAAUCUGAUGAAAUUUUGAAAGUUUCAUCCGAGGAAGACGAAGGUGAGAUCAUUGUUGACGCCGUAAAGCUAGCAAAUGAAGAACAAGUAGUAGAAGAAAUCCAGAGAAGUCUUGAGCCUAAUGAGCCAGAGGAGCAAGAACAAGAAACUGUUUCUGAGACGACAGAAGAUGAAAAAGUGAAGAAGGAAGAACCUAUUGUCCAAACAUUAAGUGAGGAGGAUGCAAUAAAAAGCCAUUUGACUGAAGACGCAAAGAAAGGAGAUGAGGAGACAGAAGGGAGAGACACGCAACAAGGUGAGACCAUUGUAAAUGAAGCUGAGUCUGUAUAUACCUCAACAGUCCAAGAGGCUGCAGUAUCAAACACUUUGGAGACGAAUAUUAAUGAAUCAGAGGAAGUGCAUAGCCCAAUAAGUGGAGAAGGAGAAAGACAAGUGACAAAAGAAGACACAGAACCGAGAUUGGAUCUGAAAGAGGAUAAAGAACAAGAGGAAGCAGACACGGUCAUUUUAUCUGAUGAGGUAAGGAUACAAUCUCCAUACAUAUCUGAUGAGAGCCAGGGAAGAGAAGAUUCUGAUGAGGUCAAAUACAAGGAGAAGGAUGCAAAACUUCUUGAUUUACCAGCUGAAAAGAUGCAGAGGCCAUCCCUUGAAUCUCCUUCUGAACUAUCAGAGGAAACAAGCAAAACUUUUGAUGAGAAGAUCGAAGAAGAAGUAACUCUGCAUCAAGAAAAUGAAGAGAUAGUAACAGUUCGAGAAAGUAGUGAGCUUGAAGUACAAGCCAAGGAAGAAGAAGAAGAAUCAUGCCCAACAAAUGAGCAAAAAAGUGAAACGAAAGAGCAAAUGAGUGAAGAAGAUAGUACUAGUGCACAUCAGACUCCUGUCGAAGAAAAAUAUGAUCAAGCUUCAGCUGCACCACUUCCACAGGAACGGGAAGCAGAAAAGAUUGACGACAUGACAGAAAAUGAGGAAGAAAAAGUAGCAGAGGCUGUUGAACCUCAUAGUUCAAUUCUAUCACCUCCAGAGGAAGCUGAGAAGAUAGAAGAAGACGAAGAAGAAAAAGGGAAGGAGACAGAACCGAUGGGAGAUACUGGAACAGGAUCCUCUAAAAUGGUUGAAGAAGAGAAGCUGAAGCAAGACAAAGAGAUACUUCAAGCAGAAGAAGUUCCUUCUAGUGAAACACAAGUGAUGGCGGUUCAACUAAAAAGAGAAGAUAAUGCAACAACAACAACAGAAAGCCAUGAGGAAGAAGCAACGGUUGCACUACUGACAAGAGAUAUUGAAACUUCUUUGACUGAUAAAUUCUCUAUAGAUCAGGAGGAGGAGGAACAAGCCAACAAGGAAAGCCCCAGAGAUGAGCUGGAAGGAGAAACACAAACAAGAGAGCUUGAAGAAGAAAAUAUGGUUGAGAAGAAUGAUAAUGAGACUCUAAUUGCAGAGACAAAUAAAGAAAAUGAAGACAAAGCAGUGGGUUUAGAUGCUUCAAAGACAUGCACUAAGCAAGAAGAAGAGUUUGAGAAUCUUGAAACCCCAAAGGUAGAGGACAAGAGCCAGGAAAUUUCCGAAUCUAAGGGUGAUCAGACUCCUCCAUCCUUUAUUUCAGAACUAGAAGACCAAAUUCUAAAGCAAAUUGAGGAGAUUCAUGAAGAAGAAGAAAUAAAGGAAGCUCAACAAGUUGUGGUUGAUCAGACUUCAUCCUUAGUUGAAGAAGAAGAAACAAAGGAAUCACGCAAGGUAGAAGCUCCGAGUGUUCAGAAUCUUCCAGUUGAAGCAUCACAUGCACAUCAGACUGAUGAUAAAACUGAAAAACAGGUUGAGGAGGAGAUUCAUCAAGAAGAAACAAAACCAAAAGAAUCAGAUGAGACUUCAACUAAAGUCACAAAGGUAGAAGAUGAAGAAGAUACAAAGGAAACUGAUACCCAAGUGGCUGAUAUAGUGAAAGGACAAAGCUUAUCACAUGCUCCUGAAGAUGCAUGCCUGGAGCAGGAAGAGUUGAGGGACCUUGGAACUCUACAACCCGGUGCAGUUGUGGAAGAUCAAGAUUCUGCUGUGAACGAAAAUAGCUCAGAUGAAUUUACUUUCUCAAAUUCAAUAGGAGCGGCAGAGCAUGGAGAUGAGAAUAGCUCAACUCUUCUAGUUGUUGGAAUCUUGAAAGAACUCCAGACUACAUUGGAGGAGAAAGAGAGAGGAAUCAAUGUUUCUCAGGAGGGUUACUCAAGUGGGAAUGAUUUGAAUUCAAUCAAGGCAGAACCAGAAACCCUGGAGAAGAGUCUCGUCGUGGAGGCAACUCCAACUUCUGAGAUAAUAGAAGCAAACAUGUUUCAAGACAGCGCAAGCAGGGAGCUUGAAGUCAAUGUAGAAGAGCAACUCCAAGUAGAAACUAGAGAGAUUGCAGUGUGUAAGGAAGAAACUCCAGCUGAUUUGUCACUCACAGAAGUGUUACAUGGUGAGAAAAUUAUGAUUCCAUCAAAUCAAGAAGAAGGAAAGAAACAAGAAGACGUAAAUGCUUCAACAUCAGAAAAGAUAAGCCUACAAGAAGAAGCGCAUCCCAGAGAUUUUGAAGUCUCUAAGAAGGAGCACAGCGCAGAGGCUCAAGAAACUGUUAAAGAAGAUGAUCAAACUUUUGAUCAAGAGAUGAACGAGGUAUUAACAUCAGAGAAGAAAAUCACAGAGCCUCUUCUGAGUGUAGCUGAGAAAGAAUUAAAUGAAGAACAUGUUAAGUCUCAAGCCGUAUCAGAUGAUGAUACAAAGAGCAGUAAUGAGUUGGAUUUUCCUUCAGAACAAAUACCAAAGGAUCAAAGAGAAGAGGCUGAAGAAACGUCAUUUGAAGUCAAGAAGGUACCAGAAGAUAAAAAUGAGGACACUGCUGAUGCUUUGAUCACAAGCGAAAAAGUGCAGCUGCAAGAUCAGUCCAAGGAAAUUGGACAAGAGAAAGAGUCGACUGAUCUCAAAUAUGUCCAGGAAGAUCUUGAUGAUGAAAGAAAAGAUGAUGGCCAUGAUUCUCUUUUAGCACAUAAGAAAGAUUCAGACUUAAUAGAGGAGAAGAAGGAGGUUGAUUAUGUGAAGAGACAGCCGGAAGAUGCAAUCAAAUCCACAGAAGAGAAGAACAACAUGACUGAAAAAGUUGGCCAAGAAGCAACAAAAGAGAUCUAUCAAGAGGAGUGCAAGCAAGCAGAUACUGCAACUGAUAUCAAGGAAGAGAUCAAAGAAGAAGAGAAGGAAACAACAGAGGAUAGUUUGAACAGUAUGAAGAACACCGAUGAUGAAAUUAAAGAUUAUGGCCUUGAUUCAGUUGUAGCACAAAAGAAGGAAUCAGGCUCAAUAGAAGAGAAGAAGGAGGUUGAUUAUGUGAAGAAGGAGGUUGAUGAUGCAAUUAAACAUGGAGUUUCCACAGAAGAGAAGAACAAGAUGCCUGAAAAAAUUGGCCAGGAACCAACAAAAGAGAUCUAUCAAGAGGAGUGUAAGCAAACAGAUACUGUAACUGCUAUCAAGGAAGAUAUCAAAGAAGAAGAGAAGGAAACACCAGAGAAUUGUUUGAACAGUAUGAAGAACACCGAUGAUGCCACAGAAAAAACUCAACCAGAGAUUCAAGAGAUCGAGAAACUGUCUUCUGUCAGCGAAACACAAGACAAACCACCAAAGCAAGAAGAUGAAGUUCCAAGCCAACAGAAAAGGGAAAUAGCUGAUGAUGUUUCAAAGCUAGAGAAUCCAAAGAUUGCAGAAGAGAUGCAGCAAAAAGAUGGAGAAGAACCAGCUAGGAAGUCACUAUCAGACCUCAUCCAAAAAGUGAAAGUAACAGACAAGACCGAAGUUGCAACAACAGAACUUCGUAUCGACGAAGAGGCUAAGGCAGAGGGAGAAGAUGAGGAUGGAGAUGAACAUAAAGAUGAUAAAACAAGUCCAGAUUCCAUUGUGAUGGUUGAAGCUAAAGAUACAGCUAACAUCAUCAAAACUCAAAAGAAAUCACAUGGCAUUCUCUCUGGUGUUGGCUCAAAGGUCAAACAUUCAAUUUCAAAGGUGAAGAAAGCACUCACUGGAAAAUCUUCUCACACAACAAAGCCUUCAUCACCACAGUGAGAAAUCCAAAAAAAAACAACAAUAUCUAUAAUGGUUUCUGUAUAUUUUUCGUUUGUUGAUUGAUUUGAUUGGCUUUUGUGAAUAUUACAGAUUUGUUUGUGGGUUGUUCUUUUCAUAAUUUUUUUUCCAUAUAAAUUUUAGAAUGAACAGGUAUUAUUACA